UCNUGUUGUGUGAACCAACUGCGCUAAGAGCCCCACUUGCAAAGAAGGAGACGCGGCACAAGGCAGCGAGCAGCAGCAGCAGCAACAGCGGCGGCAGCAGGAGGAGAAGCAGCAGCAAAAUAAAGAAAAGAAAAAAGAGAGAGAAAGAAACAGCGGAAAGAAAGAGAGAGAGAGAAAAAAAAGCGAAGCUGAUCUCGGUUGAUGUUUCCACACUCUGGACUUCAAAAAACUACAGCGAACCCCUCCGCUUUCUGCGCCGAGAAAAGUCUUUUUAGUUGUGCAAUUUUUUUUUCUUUGCAAGCCUUGUGUGUAAUCUUUAACCUUUUCUCCAUUCUUAUUUUGAUGGCUUUCCUGAAUGGCUGACUGUGAGCUUCCCUGGACCUGGCCCCCCGACACUCGCCUCUCCUCCUUCAACUCCUCUGCAGCAGAUCAGCUUUAAGAGAGAGAGAGGGGGAGAUCUUUGAAGAGAUUUUGUCCUCUCUCUCUCUCUCUCUCUCCCCCCUACCCCACCACCCCCUUACUUCUGUCUUUAAGCCAGACAAUCGACUCGCAAUCUGCCCCCCCAACACCCCUCGUCCUCCGCCUUCGCUGGCAUUUUUUUUCUGUCCCCCAUCCCCCCUUUUCUCCUUUUUUAAAAGGAAAAAGAGAGAGAGAGAAACUGCUGCAAAGCUGAUCUGAAAGCAAAGCAAACAAACUUUAAAAAUAAAGGGGGAACAGGAAGUUUGGAAACGGUGUCCAAUAGAUAUGGCAAUGGUAGUUGGUGCGUGGCGAGAUCCCCAGGACGAUGUACCCGGAGCUCAGGGAACUCAGCCUGCUCAAGCCCCUCCAGUGCAAGGACCACCAGCUGGGGCCCCUCACACACCACAAACCCCGGGACAAGGAGGGCCCCCCAGCACUCCAGCCCAGACCAACCAGCCAAGCCAGCAGAGCCAAGGAGGAGACAAGCAGCAGCAGCAGCAGCACAUUGAAUGUGUGGUUUGUGGGGACAAGUCUAGUGGCAAACAUUAUGGCCAAUUUACUUGCGAGGGUUGCAAGAGUUUCUUCAAGCGGAGUGUCAGGAGGAACCUGAGCUAUACUUGUCGUGCCAACAGGAACUGUCCCAUUGACCAGCACCACCGCAAUCAGUGUCAGUACUGCCGGCUCAAAAAAUGCCUCAAAGUUGGCAUGAGACGGGAAGUUUCUUCUUUAUUUACUGCAGCCGUCCAGAGGGGCAGAAUGCCACCCACACAGCCAACUCAUGGUCAGUUCGCGUUGACAAAUGGGGACCCUCUCAACUGCCAUUCCUAUCUAUCCGGAUAUAUCUCCCUUCUCCUGCGAGCAGAACCUUACCCAACCUCCCGCUUUGGCAGUCAAUGCAUGCAACCCAACAACAUCAUGGGCAUCGAGAACAUUUGUGAACUGGCAGCCAGGAUGCUCUUCAGUGCGGUGGAGUGGGCCAGGAAUAUCCCCUUCUUCCCAGACCUCCAGAUCACAGACCAGGUGGCCCUCCUCAGGCUGACCUGGAGCGAGUUAUUUGUGCUCAACGCUGCCCAGUGCUCCAUGCCCCUCCACGUAGCCCCUCUCCUGGCCGCUGCUGGCCUCCACGCUUCGCCGAUGUCUGCUGACCGAGUGGUCGCCUUUAUGGACCACAUACGAAUCUUCCAAGAGCAAGUAGAAAAACUGAAAGCGUUGCAUGUCGACUCUGCAGAAUAUAGCUGUUUAAAGGCCAUAGUCCUCUUCACCUCAGAUGCCUGUGGUCUCUCUGAUGUAGCCCAUGUUGAAAGCUUACAGGAGAAGUCACAGUGUGCUUUGGAAGAAUAUGUUAGGAGCCAGUAUCCCAACCAACCAACGCGAUUCGGGAAGUUAUUACUACGUCUUCCCUCACUGCGCACUGUCUCAUCUUCUGUCAUAGAGCAAUUGUUUUUCGUCCGUUUGGUAGGUAAAACCCCAAUAGAAACCCUAAUCAGGGAUAUGUUACUGUCUGGCAGCAGUUUUAACUGGCCUUAUAUGUCCAUUCAAUAAAAUAUUGGAGAAAAAAAUUAAAAUAUAUAUAUUGAGAAGGGAGAUGAAAGAGAGGGAAAGGAAAGCAAAUGACAUUUGGGUUCUGGUGGUUGCUUAUAUUUCCUUCUGCUAAGGAUGUAAAAGGAUGUUACAAGUUUGCUAGAAGAAGACAGGAAAAAAAAUAAUGGACUGUGAAUUAAAAAAAGACUCUCAAAUGAACUUUUACAGAAUGCAUUAAAAACUCCCAUGUCAUUAAGCGAAAAAAAAACUUGCUACUUAUCAUUUCUUUUGUUUAAAAAAUAAAGGGAAAAGAAAAGUAAAAG
This is a messenger RNA of Chelonoidis abingdonii (Abingdon island giant tortoise), 2303 nucleotides long. It is a transcript of the gene NR2F2, whose product is annotated as nuclear receptor subfamily 2 group F member 2. Gene Ontology annotation, biological process: regulation of DNA-templated transcription. Lineage: Eukaryota; Metazoa; Chordata; Testudines; Testudinidae. Gene Ontology annotation, molecular function: DNA-binding transcription factor activity; sequence-specific DNA binding; zinc ion binding. The record is from RefSeq and is a predicted model, not a curated record.